Molecule: messenger RNA, 2346 nt
Organism: Salvia miltiorrhiza (redroot sage)
Lineage: Eukaryota; Viridiplantae; Streptophyta; Magnoliopsida; Lamiales; Lamiaceae
Product: ABC transporter G family member 21
Exons: 5
Coding region: 275-2215 (646 amino acids)
Cellular component (GO): membrane
Molecular function (GO): ABC-type transporter activity; ATP hydrolysis activity; ATP binding
Source: RefSeq, a predicted model, not a curated record
AUAAAUGAAAUUGAAAUCUAAGCCGCGGAUUAGAUUAAUCUUUAGUUGUGGGUCUACAAAGAGAUCGAUUUUCAUAUGAAGCACGUCCUAUAUAUCACAGUAGACAUGUGACGUGUAUGAUGAGACUUUAGUAAUAAAUAGAAAAGGUGAAAAAGGCAUUUGCUGGCUAUAGUCUUAAUUAAUGAAGUUUACGAAUGCAAUCCAUUUCCCCUUUAAUUAAUUACUUUAUAUAUACCGCAAUCCCCCAUUUCACUUCCAUUUCCAGUCUCACGAAAUGAUGCAAGAAAAUAGUAGCAUCCAUUUAGGAGUGUCACCAACCAAUCUGGCCGAUGCCAAUGUCAGCCCCUGUCCCGAGGGCGAGGAUCAGGCGCCUCAGCCCGUCCGAUUCUCGGUGCAUCCUGUCACUCUUAAGUUCGAAGACGUGUGGUAUUCGAUAGAGAUAGAGAGCAGGCAAGGGGGGAUGAGCCGAACCAUAGUGAGCGGCGUGAGCGGCACGGCCCGCCCCGGGGAGCUGCUGGCCAUGCUCGGCCCCUCGGGCAGCGGCAAGACCACCCUCCUCACGGCCCUCGGCGGGAGGCUGCCCGGGAAGAUAACGGGCAGCAUCACCUACAACGGCCAGGCGUUGUCCAGCGGCAUGAAGCGCCGGACAGGCUUCGUGGCGCAGGACGACGCCCUCUACCCGCACCUCACCGUGCUGGAGACGCUCACCUAUGCGGCCCUGCUGAAGCUGCCGAGCUCGCUCACGCGGAGGGAGAAGGCGGAGCAGGCGGAGAUGGUGGCGGCGGAGCUGGGCCUCACCAGGUGCGGGAAUAGUAUAAUCGGGGGGCCCUUGCUGCGGGGGAUAUCGGGCGGGGAGAGGAAGAGGGUCAGCAUUGGGCAGGAGAUGCUGGUAAACCCUAGCUUGUUGCUGCUGGACGAGCCCACGUCGGGCCUCGACUCCACCACGGCGCACCGGAUCGUCGCCACGCUGCGCUGCCUCGCGCGUGGCGGGAGGACCGUCGUCACCACCAUACACCAGCCGUCCACCAGGCUCUUCAGGAUGUUCCAUAAGCUGGUGGUGCUGUCGGAGGGGAGCCCCAUUUACAGCGGCGCCGCCGCUCCAGCCAUGGAUUAUUUUGCUUCCAUUGGAUAUGAGCCCGGCUUUAAUUUCGUCAAUCCUGCUGAUUUUCUCUUGGACCUUGCUAAUGGUGUCACUCCAGAUCCAAGACAUGAAGAUGAUGAUGAAAAUCACGGAAAGCAAGAACACCACCUCGAUGAUCUUCAGUCAACCAAACAAUUCCUCAUUUACUCAUAUAAAAAGAAUUUGCAACCUCUUCUCAAAGAAGAAAUUCGUCAACAAGAUCAACACAAUUCCAGAAAAUCAUCAUUAUCAUCAUCAAGAUGUUCAGACAAUCAGUGGACCAAUAAUUGGUGGUUGCAGUUUAAGGUUUUGCUAAGCAGAGGACUGAAAGAAAGAAAGCAUGAAUCAUAUUCCGGUUUAAGAAUGUUCCAAGUCAUAUCUGUUUCAAUCAUAUCUGGACUUCUAUGGUGGCACUCCGACGCCAAUCACAUUCAAGAUCAGGUGGGAUUGCUAUUUUUCUUCUCAAUUUUCUGGGGUUUCUUCCCUUUGUUCAACGCGAUAUUCGUGUUCCCGCUAGAGAGGCCGAUCAUCGUGAGAGAGCGAUCCUCAGGCAUGUACCGCCUCUCGUCUUACUACAUUGCGAGAAUGGUUGGUGAUCUACCAAUGGAGCUAGUUCUCCCCACCAUAUUUGUGACUAUAACAUAUUGGAUGGGUGGCCUAAAACCCUCCCUCUUAACUUUUGCCCUAACCCUAGCCGUCGUCCUUCUCAACGUGCUCGUGGCCCAGAGCCUCGGGCUAGCCCUAGGCGCGGUGUUGAUGGAUGUCAAGCAAGCCACCACACUCUCCUCGGUGCUGAUGCUCGUGUUUUUAUUGGUUAGUGGAUACUACAUUCAGCACAUACCAAUGUUUAUCGACUGGCUGAGGUACAUCUCCUUCUCCCAGUACUGCUACAGGCUCCUAGUCGGAGUGCAGUACUCGGAGAACGAGGUCUAUGAGUGCGGAUUCGGGUCGGGAUCGUGCAGGGCUUAUGAUUUUCCCGCCAUAAAAUACCUUCACAUCCAUAACAUGGCGCUUGAUGUGGCUGCUUUGGUCCUCAUGCUGGUGGGGUACAGGGUUUUGACUUAUGUAGCUUUGAGGUUGGGACACCAACGCUAGCUAGUACUAGAGAUCUCUCAACAAAUGUAUCUAAGUUUAUUACUAAUUACUUUUAUUCAGGGAUAUAACUUCAUUAAUUGUUAAUUUGUCACAUGUUUUUUGUUCAAUUGAAAUUCAAAACAACUUCUAAA